GAAGUGCUGUGCGCCUAUAUAAGUUUCCGCGUUGCGGGUGAAGGUUAGUGUCUCCCGCGCCGGCAGCGAGAGGCCAGGAUGUCAGCGACGGGAGCCCCGGGGGAUGCGCAGGGCGACAACGACCGCGAUGACCCUUCCGGAGACCUCCGCAGUGUGCUGGUCACCAGCGUGCUCAACCUCGAGCCGCUAGAUGAGGAUCUCUUCAGAGGAAGGCAUUACUGGGUACCCACCACCCAGCGGCUCUUUGGGGGUCAAAUUGUGGGCCAGGCCCUGGUGGCUGCAGCCAAGUCUGUGUGUGAAGACGUCCAUGUGCACUCCCUGCACUGCUACUUUGUCCGGGCAGGUAAACCCCACAUCCUGGCUUCUUGCUUGCAGCCACCCCUGGUGGCCCAGAAGUCACAUCUUCCUGGUUUUGAAGGCUGACGCAAGAGAAGGGGGAAAAAGAAGUGGGAGGGUCAGACAAGAGUAUGGAGAAGGGAGAGAGGAUUCCCUGAAAGGUCCCUAAGGGGCUGAGGAUGUGGCUUAGUAGUGAGCACUUGGCUAGCACAUGAAAGGGACUGUAUCCCAUCUCAAGAACCAGAAGCAGGGAGGGAGCCCAUCAUGUUGCCUCAGGUCUGUGGUCUCAACCCUUGGGAGGCUGAGAUGGGAUCUGGAAGCAACACAGAUCCUCCUUGAGGCCCACUAAAUACUUGUUCUCUGGUUCUUGAUGCCACAGACUCAGGUUUAUCUGCCUCUGGUGGGCCUUUCUUUGUAGCUUUUUUGUUUAUUUUCUGUUGAGAUAGGGUCUUAUUUUGUGUAGCCCUGGCUGGCCCCAGCCUUCAUGACACCAGGCCUGGAUUUGUUCUUCAUUCAUUCCUUUUGUUUUUAAUUUGUUUUGUUUUUUGAGACAGAGUUUCACUGUGUAUGCCUGGCUGACCUGGGAAUCACAAAGAUCCAUUUGCCUUUGCCUCCCAAGAGCUAGGAUUAAAGACAUUUGCCCCCAUACCCAACCCUCUUUUAUUUA
Molecule: messenger RNA, 1003 nt
Organism: Cricetulus griseus (Chinese hamster)
Lineage: Eukaryota; Metazoa; Chordata; Mammalia; Rodentia; Cricetidae
Source: RefSeq, a predicted model, not a curated record